CAUGCCUAACCAGAACCAACCACCAUUGGAGUUGAAUGAUGAGGUCCAUACUCAAUAGUACACUCACAAUUCCAACCACUUCAAAAUUACCAAACUGCCAUCACACUUACUAUGCUACUCAUCACUCUCUCAAACUCCCAUUUCUCAAUAUUCACAUUCCUUCUAAUAAAUACACAUUUCAUCUAAAAGAAAGUCAUAAAAGAGUAAUAAUUAAAGCUUCAAUGGAAUCAACAACAGACCAAAAUACAAAACCAUUUUCUGUUCUCUUUGUUUGUCUUGGUAAUAUAUGUAGAAGCCCUGCUGCUGAAGGUGUUUUUACUGAUUUGGUCCAGAAAAAGGGUCUUGAUUCUAAGUUUAAGAUUGAUUCUGCUGGUACUAUUAAUUAUCAUGAGGGGAAUGAUGCUGACCCAAGAAUGAGGGCUGCUGCUAAAAGACGUGGAGUUGCGAUAACUUCUAUAUCUAGGCCGAUUAGGCCUUCUGAUUUCAAAGAUUUUGAUCUCAUUCUUGCUAUGGAUGAGCAAAACAAAGCUGAUAUACUUGGGGCUCUGGAGAGGUGGAUCCAUAGAGAGCCAUUGCCAGCUGAUGCAGCUGAAAAGGUUCGCUUGAUGUGUUCCUACUGUAAGAAGCAUGAUGAAACUGAAGUUCCAGACCCUUACUAUGGUGGAGCUCAAGGUUUUGAGAAGGUACUAGAUCUGCUUGAAGAUGCUUGUGAUUCACUGUUGGAAAGCAUUGUGGCAGAGAACAAAAUUUAGGUUCAAGGUCUAUUUUUAUCACCAGUAUUCUUACUGCCAACUAGGCAGUUGGUUAUUCAAAGCAUAUAGCAUGCACUCUUUGCUCAUUGUUUGAACUACCGCGACUUGUAUAGCCAGAUUCCGGUCUAUCUGGCCCAUGGUAUGCACAGUUUUAUGUUGAUUGUUGACCUGACAAGUGAAGCAAAGAUGUCUACAAAUAGAAAUUUAAAGGUUAACUAUGGACCUUCUUGACAUUACUCCAUGUACUUUGUCCUGUU
Molecule: messenger RNA, 1009 nt
Organism: Lycium ferocissimum
Lineage: Eukaryota; Viridiplantae; Streptophyta; Magnoliopsida; Solanales; Solanaceae
Exons: 4
Coding region: 36-752 (238 amino acids)
Biological process (GO): protein dephosphorylation
Molecular function (GO): protein tyrosine phosphatase activity
Source: RefSeq, a predicted model, not a curated record